Octodon degus (degu) is the source of this 2220-nucleotide messenger RNA. RefSeq names its product ADAM metallopeptidase domain 2 (gene Adam2). Lineage: Eukaryota; Metazoa; Chordata; Mammalia; Rodentia; Octodontidae. Gene Ontology annotation, biological process: binding of sperm to zona pellucida; proteolysis; cell adhesion. The transcript has 20 exons. The record is from RefSeq and is a predicted model, not a curated record. Gene Ontology annotation, molecular function: metalloendopeptidase activity. Bases 22 to 2220 code for a protein of 732 amino acids. Gene Ontology annotation, cellular component: plasma membrane.
CCCAGGCUCCAGGAAGCCACCAUGCUGCGCGUCCUGUUUCUGCUCAGCGGGCUCGCAGGACUGGGCGGGCUCCGGGUACCCUAUUCCGAUUCGGAAAGACCUCGCUUGCAAAUUACAGUUCCUGAGAAAAUCCACACUGUAACAGGCGAAGGAGGCACGGAAGUCGAGGUGUCCUACAAAAUCACAAUCGAUGGGACAACAUAUACUGUAAACCUAGUACAAAAAAUAUUUUUACCUCAUUAUUUUAAAGUUUAUGGAUAUGAUAAUGCAGGAAUUAUGAAACCUCUCGAUCAACAGAUUAAGAAUUUUUGCUACUACCAAGGAUACAUCGAAGGCUAUCCAAAGUCUUUGGCGAUCAUUAACACCUGUAAUGGACUCAGGGGCUUACUGCAGUUUGACAAUAUCAGCUAUGGAAUCGAACCUCUGGAGUCUUCUCUUGGUUUUGAACACUUGCUUUAUCAAGUAAAACAUGAGAAUAAAAGUGUUCUACUCUACGCUGAGAAAGACACUAGCUUAAAAAAUGUGACCUAUAAAAUAAAAAGUGUAAAGCCAUCAGAGUUCUCUCAGUACAUAGAAAUGCAUGCUAUAAUUGAAAAAGAUUUGUACAAGCAUCUCGGUGGUGAUAUAGCUAUUGUCACUCAGAAAAUUUUCCAGUUGGUUGGACUGAUGAAUGCUUUUUUUAGCUCCUUUAAUCUUACGGUAAUUCUGGCUUCACUGGAGUUUUGGAUUGAUGAGAACAAAAUCCCAACCACCGGAGAUGUUAAUGAGUUAUUACACAGAUUUCAAAAUUGGAAAAAAUCUUACCUUGUUCUACGUCCACACGACAUGGCAUUUUUACUUGUUUACAGAGACGCUCCCAGUUACAUCGGUGCCAUCUUUCAAGGGAUGAUAUGCGAUAGAGACUACGGGGGAGGCAUCGCCCUGUACCCCAAAAGUAUAACCCUGGACUCCUUUGGAAUUAUUUUAGUUCAGCUCCUGAGUCUGAGCAUGGGAAUCCCUUAUGAUGACAUUAACCAAUGCCACUGCCCCGGAACUGUCUGCAUAAUGAACCCGGAAGCACUUCAUUCCAGUGGUGUGAGGAUGUUCAGUAACUGCAGCAUGGAAGCUUUUGCACAUUUCAUGACCAAGCAGAUGUCCCAGUGCCUGCAGAACCAGCCGCGCUUGGAGCCAGCUUACCGGCAAAAUCCGGUUUGUGGCAAUAACAAGGUGGAGCAAGGUGAAGUCUGCGACUGUGGAACGCAAGAGGAGUGUGUAAGUGCCCCACCCGUCUGCUGCGAGUAUUCUUCAUGCAGACUGAAAGACGGUGCACAAUGUGCUCAAGGGCCAUGUUGUGAUAAUUGUCAGUUCAAAGCUGAGGGACAAGUGUGCCGGUCUCCUGCGGACGAGUGUGACCUCCCCGAGGUCUGCAACGGCACAUCUGAUUCUUGCAAAGAAGACUUAUAUAUUCUCAAUGGGCACAAGUGCGGAGAAAACAAGUGGAUUUGCAUUAAUGGGAGGUGUCUGACAGGGAAGAGUCAAUGUGUACAACUAUUCGGUGAAGGUGUAGAGUUUGGUCCACCUGAAUGUUAUCAACAACUUAAUUCUAAGAAUGAUAUGUCUGGAAACUGUGGUAUAACAGGCCCCGGGAAAUACACAGCGUGUACGCCUAGCAACCUGAAGUGUGGAAAAUUAAUAUGUUUACAUAAUAAGAAAGAAAUCCUCAGAAAUAAGGAGGCCAUUACUAUUUAUUCCAACAUAAGUGGACAGAUCUGCGUUGGUGCGGAAUAUGCUCUCAAUCAUAAAAAUAAGGGGAAGAUGUGGGUGCAGGACGGGACUGUGUGUGAUACAGGAAAGGUUUGUAGGAAUAAACAAUGUGUAGAUGAUACAUACUUAGGUUAUGACUGCACACCACAGACCUGCAACAAUAACGGCGUAUGCAAUAACAAAAAGCAAUGUCACUGUGAUCCCCCAUUCGCACCACCAAACUGCGAGAAUGCAGUUGGAUCAUCGAUUGGUGGGAGUGUGGACAGCGCACGGCUCGAACCAUUCCCUGAAAAGAACAUCAUUGAGGGUGUUUACCAUACCAAGCCUAAAAAGUGGCCAUUUUUCUUGCUCAUUCCUUUUUUCAUUAUUUUAUCUGUACUGGUUGUUAUAUUGGUAAAAGUCUAUUACCAAAGGAAAAAAUGGAGAGCUGAAGACUAUAUGAGUGAUGAGUAUACACAUCUGCCUGACAACCUGUGA